This is a messenger RNA of Schizosaccharomyces osmophilus, 3036 nucleotides long. RefSeq names its product ubiquitin-protein ligase E4 Ufd2 (gene ufd2). Lineage: Eukaryota; Fungi; Ascomycota; Schizosaccharomycetes; Schizosaccharomycetales; Schizosaccharomycetaceae. Gene Ontology annotation, biological process: protein polyubiquitination. Gene Ontology annotation, molecular function: ubiquitin-ubiquitin ligase activity. The record is from RefSeq and is a predicted model, not a curated record. The transcript is spliced from 3 exons. Bases 1 to 3036 code for a protein of 1011 amino acids. Gene Ontology annotation, cellular component: cytoplasm; ubiquitin ligase complex; nucleus.
AUGAGUGAUCUAGAAAAUAUACGCCUUAAAAGACUUGCAAAGUUACAACGCGCAAGUUCAGGUGAUAAUGUUUCAGAUAGAAGCCGCGAGGUGAGCGAGGAGCAUGAACCCAAAAAACCGAAUAUAAAACAGGAUGAAGAUAUGCCUGAUGCUAUUAGACCUCCUAUUGAAAAAAAGCAAGUAAAUACAAAGCCUUCUCGUUCAAGUAGUCCACAGCCAAAGACAUUUUCCCGUGAAGAGUGGGUACAUGUCAUAACAAGCCAAACACUCAAUAUAACUUUGGAAUCGGAACAAAACGAAAGAUACUACUUGGAGUCAUUUAAAAAAGACUUGGAAAGUGAAGGGCACCCUUGUUCAUUUAACGAAGAUAAUGUUGAUUCUGCAUUAUUAACUAGGUUGUCGACAACUGGUGACGAUACGUUUAAAUAUUUAUUAAAUUCCUGGAACUCAAUUUAUAAUGUCCUAAAAAGAUUGCCGAAGGAUGAACACCUUCAAUUUAAAGCCAAUUACCUUACGAACUUAAAAUACCUCUUGGUAAGUUAUGCUGGCAUAACUAUAUUGUUGCCCGACACCUUCAACUGUUCUACCAUAAAUUUCGCUGAUUUACUUACAAAAUCACCUGGGAUACCUUUAGAGUUUAUUGUUGAUUUUGUUGCACGUUACGAAAAUGAAGGUUUGGAUGAAAUCUUCGUUCCCGUAUUGGAAACAUUAUCAGUAAAAAUUAGUCGUAUGAACGUGGAGACAUUUGAGAUGAAUGUUAUUCAAGUGCUGCUGCAAUUGGUUUCUUUGAAACCGGUAGCUGCCCUAGUUCCUCAAUUACCAUCUUGGUGUCCUUCAACAAACCCUGGCGAGCUUGAGUAUAAAACUUUCUUGGGAAGAAUUUCAAGCCUUACUGUUUUUACGCAAGAAGUUGCAAAUCGCUACUUCUCAAAUUCCAAGGAUCGCUCUAUGCAGGAUAUCGCAUCUUCUAUUAGUUCUCUGAGAGUGGUUGUUUCUAGUUACCAAGAGCAACUUUUCCAAAUUGUCAGUGCUCUUAUUCGAACUUCUCAGGAAAUUCGCGAAAAAGUAUUAGAUUUUCUUGCAAUGGUCGUAAAUGUUAAUCACAAACGUCAAUCACUUCACGUUGAUCAGUUCAAUAUAACCUCAGAUGCUUGUAUGCUUAAUUUGGCUUAUGUUUUAAACAGACUAUCAGAACCGUUUUUGGACAUUAAAUUCUCAAAAAUAGACAGAGUACAAUCGGAGUACCUACGCAGACGUCCUCGUAUUGACUUCAAAGAGGAAACAAAGCUUAAUGCGGAUCAAAAAUCUUCUGAAGAAUUUUAUUCUCGUGGUUUUGAAGGAUCCAAUAAUUUCAUAUCUGACAUCUUUUUCAUCAAUCUCUCUUAUCAUCAUUUCGGCAUCAAUGCUGCCGUUAAGGCUCUAGAGCAAACACUUGUGAGUAUCCGAGACUCAGAGAAAUUAAGGGAGCGAUUAGAAGCUGAACAGGCCGUGAACUCAAAUACAUUCUUAGCUCGACGACUUUCCGCUCAGAUUGAUCAUCUUUAUCAACGAAUUGAUUUAGAUCGAUCCUUUGUACAUUGCUAUGAAAUUAUGCUCACUCAGUCAUCCGAAACUUCCAGAUCUUACAGUUUCCUCAAUUUCGUCAUGGCAUGGCUGUUGCGCGUAGCUAACAACGCUGCAUCUGAUUACCCAAAGGAGCCUCUUGUGCUGCCUUUUUCAGAAACAGCGCCAGAACUCUUCAAAAACCUUCCAGAAUAUUUUAUCGAAGCCAUUACUGAUUAUGUACUUUCUCUUUUCAAAACUUCUUCCUCUGCUUUAAGUACUCAUCCAUCAGAAGCAUUGUGUGAAUUUUGCGUCACUUUGUUGACAAAAUCAUCGUAUAUAAAAAACCCGUAUUUGCGUGCAAAGCUUGUGGAAAUUCUUUUUUACGGAGUGCAGAGUCAACGUGGUCAACCUGAUGUGAUGAUCGACGUUUUGUCAACAUCGCAAGUUGCUACCAAAUGGCUGAUUCCUGCUUUGAUGGGUUUCUAUAUCGAAAUCGAGUCCACAGGUCAGUCCACUCAGUUUUAUGAUAAAUUUAAUAUUAGAUUUUACAUUUGUGAGGUUUUUCGUACUAUAUGGAAAUUACCGGCUUACUUUGGAAAAUUGGAACAAGAACAGAAAACUAAUUUGCCUUUCUUUGUGAAAUUUGUGGCUCUGAUGUUAAACGAUGCUACAUACCUUUUAGACGAGGCUCUUUUGAAGUUGAAGGAUAUUCACGAUUUACAGGAAAAAGUUAAUGAAGCUAUAAACACGGGUGAGUCAAAUCAAACCGUUCAAGAGUCUCAGCAGAAUUUGGUAGCUACGGAGCGUCAUGCCUCAGUCUAUUGUCAGUUGGGUAACGAAACAAUUUUGAUGCUUCGAUUGUUUACAUCAUCAAUUCCGAAAGCAUUUUGUGCUUUGGAAAUUGUCGAGAGACUGGCUGCAAUGUUGAACUAUAACCUUCAAGCACUAUGUGGUCCUAGAUGUAGAAAUCUAAAAGUGCGAGAUCCCACAAAGUAUAAAUUCGAUCCCAAGUCUUUAUUAUCCACAAUCUUGGAUGUAUACUUAAAUUUGUGCAAUGAAGACAAUUUCGUUGAAGCUGUUGCUCAUGAUGGACGCUCAUACAGCAAGGAAAUUUUCGAAAGAGCUCUUGGAAUUGUUAGAAAACACAACUUGAAGUCUUCAUUUGACAUUGAAAAUAUCUCAAAUUUCGUCAACAAAGUGGAGAAAUUUAGGUUGGAAGAGGAAAAUGAAGAAGAAGACAUGGGUGAGGCUCCUGAUCACUUCCUUGAUCCGCUAAUGUUCACGAUUAUGAAAGAUCCUGUGAUUCUUCCUAGGUCGGGAAUGUCGAUUGAUAGAAGUACUAUUAAGGCACACCUUUUGAGUGAUAACACGGAUCCUUUUAAUCGCACUCCUCUGACUUUGGAAGAUGUUACACCUAAUAAUGCGUUACGAGAAGAAAUUGAGGCGUAUAUGAAAGCCUUAAAAGAAAAAAGAGUCAAAAGAAGUGAGUGA